AUGCUUCUAGCUUCUGCUGCUGUGCUUGUCUCGGCCGUUGCGCCAGCCGUCUUAGCCGGCGCCACUCCCUUUGGCGGCAUCCCAUCCGUAGGUGUACUCUACACCAGCGACGUCAAGAAGCACUUCUGCUCUGCGAGCGUCAUCCAAAGCAAGGACGGCAACGUCGUCCUCACAGCCGGUCACUGCAUCAGCGGCAAUGGCAAGGGGAUCCGCUUCGCCCCCGGAUAUCACGACGGUGCUACUCCCUAUGGCACGUACCCCGUCGAAGCGGCCUACGUCCACGCCAACUGGAACAAGAACCACGACAUCAACUAUGACUUUGCCUUCUUGAAGCUUGGCAAGGGCACCCACGGUGGCAAGUCUGUCAAUGUGCAGCAGGUCACUGGCGGCAACAAGCUCGUCACCAAUGCCGGGUACAAACAGUCGGUCCAGGUUGUCGGGUACAAUGAUGGAGAGCAGAAGCCUGUUCACUGCCAGGUCGGCACGUACGAGGCCAAGGCUGGACAGCUGGGCUUUAACUGUGGUCCCUUUAAGGGCGGCACCAGCGGCUCACCCUGGAUGGCCAGCUAUAAUGCGAAAACCAAGCAUGGAAACGUUAUUGGAAACAUUGGCGGCUGGCACACCGGUGGCUGUUCGGACAAGACCUCAUACUCGUCCAAGUAUGGCGCUGGCACUCUGCAGGUGUUUAACCGUGCUAAUGCGGGAGGUCGUGGUGAUAGUGUCAAGGGUGGUGCUUCCAGCGGCUGCUAA
This is a messenger RNA of Pochonia chlamydosporia 170, 750 nucleotides long. Its product is annotated as peptidase S1/S6, chymotrypsin/Hap, active site protein. The record is from RefSeq and is a predicted model, not a curated record. Bases 1 to 750 code for a protein of 249 amino acids. Gene Ontology annotation, biological process: proteolysis. Gene Ontology annotation, molecular function: serine-type endopeptidase activity. The transcript has a single exon. Lineage: Eukaryota; Fungi; Ascomycota; Sordariomycetes; Hypocreales; Clavicipitaceae.